AGCCCUGUAUGCUGUUUUUCAUUCUUCUUUGACUCGACCGUAUUGGUGUUUUUUCCUUGUCACAGUGGAGGAUGCAUCAGUAGAGGAAGACACGGAGCGUGGCAUUGUCAACUGUGAGAAGGCCAUCCCUUCCGGAGGAGGAACGGUCGAGAACACAAGAAAUCCGGCAAACCUCGGCCAGAGCCUGAAUGAAAACGGGGAGACAUCAAGAGAUCCAGGGCCUAGCCUCACAGACGUUCUUAUGCCGGAUCCGUUGCUUGAAAGCUCCCACCAGAGAUUGGCUCCCGAGGUGAAGCGGAGCAAGAGCUUCCCUCGGUCGACGCUAUCGUGCCUCGGCCGUCAGCAUAUGGGCGAGGUGCCUAGGAUUCGCAGGGACUACGAGAGAGAAGUUGCGGCCUUGAGAGUCAUCUACGAGGCUCUUGGAACUGUCUCGGAAGCCACAGCCCGCAAGCUACACAACAUUCGUAGCUCUAUCAAGAGGAGGUACACUGAGAUCUCGCCGUGGCAGUGGCAGCAAAUAAUUAAGAAUCGCCAGCACGGCAGAUACGAUACAAGCUCCGGCCCGAGCUUCCAAUUCUUGCGCGACCAAGGCAAAAGCUUCCAGAGCAUCGGUGAGUCAGCAUGUCGGCCCGGUGGCAAGGACCUAAACAUGGUCAUGACUCAAGUAUCACGGAGGUACAGUUACCCCAUGGAGACUAAGGAGCUCGAGGGUUUUAGGAGACGAGUGGCUGGGAGAAGAGCAGCAGCGCGAUCGAGGUUGUGAAGCCUUAGAAGUUCGUGAAGAUUUUGGCCCAUUACAUGCGGCUGUGGAGCAGCACUGAUGCUCGUCGUUUGAUCUACAUCAUGCCCCGAGAGAACAAUUUUGUUUUGCUGUAAAUAGACUGUUCAACUCGAUGACUAAACGCAUCUU
This is a messenger RNA of Selaginella moellendorffii, 910 nucleotides long. RefSeq lists its product as uncharacterized. The record is from RefSeq and is a predicted model, not a curated record. The transcript is spliced from 6 exons. NCBI's taxonomy places the organism in Eukaryota, Viridiplantae, Streptophyta, Lycopodiopsida, Selaginellales, Selaginellaceae. Bases 242 to 763 code for a protein of 173 amino acids.